UUAAAGAAAAAAUCAUAAGUAGAAGGAAAAAUAUUAAAGAAAAAUUUUAAAAUUAAUGUAAUAAUAUUAAAAACAUUUUUUAUUAACAAUAAUUGUUUUGUUGUCUAUAAAAUAACUUCACCGAAUCCUCUCAUCUACAAGAUAUUUAAAUUUAUUUACACUACAAAACAACAACAAAGACAACAUCAUCAUCAUCAUUGAACUAUGACAGGUGUCCAGAAGAAAUAGACAAAAAACAAAAAUAUUGGAAAAGACGCACACAAAAUACAAACGAAAUUUUAAUAGCAAAAGCAGAAAGGAAAAAAACACUAACAUACAUACCAGUGAAUAACAAACAACAUUUUAACUUUGCAAGCAGCAUUAAAAGCAGCACAUAUUAUUUUGUAAUUCUGCUUUAUUUUAUUUUGUUAAAUUACAAAACACGCAUUAAAUAUUUAUAAAUUCCAGUAAUUAAACAAGUUGGCAAAAUUAAUUGAAAAAGUAAUAAAACAAAUAACAAGAAGUUUGCAUAACAAACGAAAAACAAAUUUACGAAAACCUGAACAAAUUUAAAUUCUACCAACAACACUUAAAUCGAAAAGUGUAUAAAAAAGUUGAUAAGCAUUUUUAACUUUAUAACUAUACAAACAUAUUUAUAACAUCUAAAAGACCUCAAAAACAAUUAAACUAAACAAUGCAGUCAGCCUAAUAAAACAAAAAAACCUGUGGAAUAUGAUAAGAAUGUAAGAAACCCAGAAAAUUGAUUGAACUUAAUUUGACAGAAAAGAAAUAGUUUUACAUAAAACCCCCCAAAAUACAUGACCAGUAGAUGGGUCUUUUGAAAUUAAUAAAAACAUCACAGUGCAAUAUUUUAAAACCUAAAAAAAGAACUAACUGAAUGUUAGCUAAACAACUAUAAGAGACUUUUAAAACAACCAUUCCUUCUCCUUUUAACAAAACAUGGAACUAUUACAUCGUUUAUUUUACACAUUUGUGGGCACUGCUUCUGUUCUGUAUUUUGUGGUUAAAGUAGCUUUGGUUUGGAAACGUCGUGGUAUUUUACAUGAAAAACCUAAAAAACCUUGGGGUCAUUUAAAAGGUGUCGGUCAACGCCAUGUAGCUGAAGUAUUACAAACUCUAUAUGAAAAGUACAAAGGUCAGGCUCCGUUUAUAGGUUUCUAUGCUUGGCUUAAACCUAUGUUACUUAUUUUAGAUAUAGAUUCCAUUAACUAUAUUCUAAAUAAAGAUUCCAAAUAUUUUAUGGAUAGAGGUUUAUAUUACAAUACCCAUGAUGAUCCCUUAACACAAAAUCUCUUACAAAUGGAUGGCAUUGAAUGGCAGCAUUUAAGUUUAAAAACUAAAGCUUUACAGUGGCCCGAGAAAAUGACCAAUAUAUUCUCGUCUCUUCUAAAAGUACAGCAAACUUUUGAUAAUUCUCUACAGGAAAAAGUAAAUGAGACAGAUUUAGUAUACAACAUUAGCCAACUAGUGGAAGGUUUCAACAUAGAUGUCAUUUCCUCAUUAGCCUUUGGUCUAGAAGGUGACUCUCUACGCUAUAAGGAGACACAAUUUCAUAAAAUGUGUAAAAAUUAUACACAACAAAAUAACAAUAUCUAUAAGCCUAUUUGGGCUUUCUCUUUCCCACGCCUAGCAAGGCUUUUACAAUAUCGUUUGUAUUCGCCAGAGGCCACCAAUUAUUUUCAGAAACUUAUCAAUGAUAAACUAUACGAACGUGAAUAUCAACGUUCGCAACAAACACCCUAUGAUUUUCUACAAAUGUGGAGUGAUUCUCGUAUAAGUACAAGUAUGGAGGCGUUUAAAAAACUUGAUAGUUCCGAGAUAGCGGCUCAAGCAUUUAAUUUCAUACCAGCUGGUCUGGAGGCGUGUACAACAACUGUAUCGUGCUGUCUUUAUGAAUUGGCUUUACAGCCGGAUAUACAGGAAAAGGCAAGACGCGAGAUACUAUGUUUUGCUAAAUAUCAAAAUAAAUUGGACGGCUGGAAGGGUGUUAAGGAAAUGGUGUAUUUGAAGCAGAUUUAAAAUGAAACCCUUCGCAAACACUCACCAUAUCCAUUCCUUUUGCGUCUCACAACCAAAGACUACGAACUACCCAAUUCUAUAUUUAUGCUACGCAAAGGCAAUCAUUUAAUUAUACCCACUGCAGGUAUACACAAUGAUGCCACCUACUAUGAGCAACCGGAAAAAUUUGAUCCAGAUCAUUUUCAUUCCACAAAGGUACAAAACAGACCACUAUGUGCAUUUUUACCAUUUGGCAUGGGGCCACGUUCGUGUAUGGCCCAACUCAUACAACAACAAAUGUUAGUUUGCCUAGUGACACUACUUAAUAGAUACUCCUUUGCUCCGUGUCAGGAGACUAUAAUUCCCCUAACCUAUGACAAUGGAAAACUACUAAAGAAACCAAAAAAAGAUAUUAAACUUAUGAUUAAGAAACUAUAAAUAUAGAUGAUGAUAUUUUAAAAUGAAAAGAGAAAUAUUUAAGCUUUUAAAUGAUGUAUGUAUGUAGGUUAUUUUUAAAAUUAUUGGAUAAAACUGUAAUUAAGUUUUGUUUUUGUUAUUUAAUGUAUUAUAUUUUUUACAUUAACGUAUGUUUAAUGACCGUUCAAUUAUUUAAGGUUUUUGUUUAAAUCAUAUGUAUUCAGUCAGUGUGCUUGUUUUAAUUAAUGUUUAAGUUUAAUGUUUUGGUUCUUCCUUAAUUAGUAUUUGUGUAUUGAAUUUUGUAAUUGAGUAUUGAAUUUUUAUUAUUUUUGAAUUUUGCUCAAAUCAUUAAUUAAAGAUUUCCUAUAACUAUGUUUAUUAUUGUGAUAAAUCGCUAUUGUAUUUAUAUUAUUUUUCUAUUAGUUUGUAUUGUUUGAAAUUAAAAGCUCGACAAAAAAAACGGAGAAACCUUUUGAGUUUAUAAUGGAAUAUAAAUGGCUUUACCGAUCAAAUAAUUAUAUACUUAAUAAAUGUGUAAAUAAAGACAGUGAAAUAAAACCGAA
Messenger RNA from Lucilia sericata (common green bottle fly), 2978 nucleotides. It is a transcript of the gene Cyp6u1, whose product is annotated as probable cytochrome P450 6u1. Gene Ontology annotation, molecular function: oxidoreductase activity, acting on paired donors, with incorporation or reduction of molecular oxygen; heme binding; iron ion binding. NCBI's taxonomy places the organism in Eukaryota, Metazoa, Arthropoda, Insecta, Diptera, Calliphoridae. The record is from RefSeq and is a predicted model, not a curated record.